Clupea harengus (Atlantic herring) is the source of this 828-nucleotide messenger RNA. RefSeq names its product negative elongation factor E-like. The coding region runs from base 134 to 757 and encodes 207 amino acids. The record is from RefSeq and is a predicted model, not a curated record. The transcript is spliced from 6 exons. Lineage: Eukaryota; Metazoa; Chordata; Actinopteri; Clupeiformes; Clupeidae.
CAUCGAUGUUCCCUAGGAUCGCUAGUCUGGUCUGCUGAGCAGCGUCUUGAGCUACAAAAUCGUGUGGCGCGCGCCGGGAAGGAAGGCACAGCGAAGUGUGUUGGUUUUCUGGUGCUUUCAUCUGUGUUGGACCAUGGGCAGGCGCUCCUCAGACAGUGAGGAGGGGCGGGGGGGCGGCGGUCGGAAGAAGAAGAAGCACCACCGUCGCACCUCCUCCUCCAGCUCCCCCAGCAGCCGCGAGGCCAGCCGCAGCAAGAAGACGUCCAAGAAGACGUCUAAAUCCCGCUCACGAGACCGAGACCGGGACCGCCACCGGGACCGGGAGAGAGACAGGGACAGAGAGCGGGAACGCCACCGAGACAGAGACAGAGACAGAGACAGAGACGAGACAGAGACAGAGACAAGCGACGGGGGCGUCGCUCCACCAGUAGCUCCUCCUCCGAGUCCACCCGCAAGAGGCGGAGCCACAGCACUGACCGGGCCAGAGGCCACCGAUCCCGCAGGUCCUCCUCACGCAGCCGCAACAAGAGGUCUCGGUCACGCCAUCGGAAGUCCCGGAGUCAGAGCAGCAGUCGCAGACGCAGCCGCUCCCGCAGUGGGAGUCGCAGUAAAGACCGCGGCAGCCGACGGAAGGGCAGAGAGGGGGACAGGAGCCGAGACAAAGAACGAGAGAAGGAGAGAGAACGAGAGAAGGAGAAGAAGGAGAAGAAGGAGAGAGAAAAACAAGAGGAGGCCGCCAGCAUCAAGGCAGCAAUAGAACAUCUGACUCCUGCUGAACAGGCCAAAGCUCGACUCCAGUUGGUUCUCCAGGCUGCAGGUAAGGCAUCA